This is a messenger RNA of Anopheles bellator, 588 nucleotides long. RefSeq names its product inositol polyphosphate-5-phosphatase A (gene 5PtaseI). The annotation marks the transcript as partial. The transcript has 4 exons. Gene Ontology annotation, molecular function: inositol-polyphosphate 5-phosphatase activity. The record is from RefSeq and is a predicted model, not a curated record. Lineage: Eukaryota; Metazoa; Arthropoda; Insecta; Diptera; Culicidae.
AAUGGAACAAAGUGUCAUUCUGCUAUUGAAUGCCGACAACGCAGCGGACGAUUACGAUGGAGCGGACGAUGCGACGAUGCAGCGGACUAUCGAAAGCGACAACGCAGUGCUAAGCAAUUGCCAACAAAUACGAGGGCCCUUGGAAAUCUGUAUUUUGUUAAAAAUACAGUAGAGCACGUGCUUAUGUGGAAUUUUGUCACACAUAAGUGGAGCAUGGUCGACAGCAAAAGCAUCUACAGUGGUAACAUUGAAGCAGUUCCGACUAAGGAAAAGGCAAAAUUUCCUCAACAAUUCUUUCCAGAGAGCAAGUGGUCACGCAAAGGUUUCUUGCGGACACGUUGGUUCCUGAAUGGUACUAUAUUUGACCUAGUAAAUAUUCAUCUGUUUCAUGAUGCAUCUAAUUUUGCCGCUUGCGAGAAAUAUCCAUCAGUGUAUUCCAAAAGUAGAAAUCGGGCACUUGUGUAUAUACUCGAAAGGUUUCGCAAAGAUAGAGCAAACCUUCCAGUGCCAUACUUUUUAUUUGGCGAUUUUAACUUCCGUUGUGACACAAUGGCCGUAAUAAAGGUUGGUCAUAAAUAUCCGGCCUAG